AUGAGCCGACCGUUGUCAGGACUGGUGGGACAUCAUCGGAAGAAGACGCUGGUGCUUGAUCUGGAUGAGACCUUGAUCCAUUCGACCUCGAGGGGUUCGAGAUCCCAGGGAUAUAUGGUCGAGGUGCUCGUGGACCGGCAUGCGUGUCUGUAUUAUGUACAUAAGCGGCCUCAUGUGGAUUAUUUUUUGAAAAAGGUCGCGGAAUGGUACAAGCUGGUGAUAUUCACGGCGUCGAUGGCGGAAUACGCAGAUCCUGUUAUUGACUGGCUGGACCAGAAUCGGACACUUUUUGAAAAGCGUUACUUUCGCCAGGCAUGUUUCUUCCGCAAUGGCAGUUACUUGAAGGACUUGACUGUAAUUGACUCGGACCUGUCUUCGGUCUGUUUGCUCGACAAUUCUCCUGUAUCAUACUCCUUGAACAAAGAGAAUGGCAUCCCAAUUGACAGCUGGAUCGAUGACCCUAAUGACGAGGCAUUACUGGAUCUGCUUCCCUUCUUGGACGCACUUCGCUUCACGGAAGAUGUCCGAUCCGUUCUUUCCUUGCGCACAAUAUAG
Molecule: messenger RNA, 555 nt
Organism: Gamsiella multidivaricata
Lineage: Eukaryota; Fungi; Mortierellomycota; Mortierellomycetes; Mortierellales; Mortierellaceae
Product: NLI interacting factor
Exons: 4
Coding region: 1-555 (184 amino acids)
Molecular function (GO): protein serine/threonine phosphatase activity
Source: RefSeq, a predicted model, not a curated record